Sus scrofa (pig) is the source of this 2983-nucleotide messenger RNA. RefSeq lists its product as uncharacterized. Lineage: Eukaryota; Metazoa; Chordata; Mammalia; Artiodactyla; Suidae. The record is from RefSeq and is a predicted model, not a curated record.
AUGGGGGUUAGCCCAGGAGAGCGCCGAGGGCGGAGAGGGUGGCGGCCGCGGCGGCGGUGGAGAAAAGCCCCGCUCCUCCUCGGUGGACGCGACUUCUCAAGAGUGCGGGGCCGGGGCCAGAGCCGAAAUCCAGCCAGGAAGCCACCCUCGGCCUGCCGCCCGCCGCCCCUCAAACCCGGCGGGGCGGAGUCUCUCGGGAGCUCUCCGGGCGCGCGAAGCAGGAAGUCCCGCCCCCACGCCGACGUCACGGACGCUGGCCGCGGCCGGAGGCGGUUAAGGGGAGGAGGGGAGCGGGCUGAGGCGGGAGCUGCGAGGGCCGCGCGGGAACGCCGCCGCUGGGCGGUACUCCGAGAGGGCUCUGGGGACCCGCAGAGAUGCUCUGAGCUGAAGGAGCUGCACAGCUGGGGGCCGGCACUUGCUCCGGGGAGUCUGCGUGACGCGCGCGGUGGAGCGGGAAGCCGCUCUCCCUCGCCGCCUCCCCACGCCGCGUCUCGAGGGAUUUCCCUCCGUUUCGCGCGUCUUCUUCCCUCUCCCGGCUCUCUCCGUCCUCUUUUCCUCCCUGAGGGCUCCUGCCGCCUCCCCCGCGUGCCUUCGUGCCGACCGUGCAGAGGUCAUGGGUCCCGAGGUCUCCUGCCUGCACGCCGGCCGUGGCGCCUCGGCCCACGCGUGGGGAGCCGGCGCAGCCGGAGAGCAAACGGCCAGGUCAGGACCCGGCCUGGGCGCGAGUGCUUCCCGGCGCCUCCCGAUCCAGACCCCACUCUGGGUUAAAGUUGGGUACAGAAUACGUCUUAGGACACAAGGCUUGAGACUUGAGAUCCAGCAUGGAAAUUAAGGUGAAUUAACUUCUCAGGCUGUAGGAGUAUUUACCUUUCUGAAUGGCAACAUGUUUGUUUCAUCGUUUGACCUCAAAAGCCAUGUGGGAACAUGGGGAAAACUACAUGGCAUCUUUUAAGUUUUGCUUAUUGUCCUUAAGAGGGACAGCAGAAUUUAACAGGGGUGGCACUACCUGGCCUACAGUAUCAAUCAUCUUAUCACAGACCCACCCCUGUGGUCUCCUGUUAGCAUCUUGAAUGAAGGUCCCACAUCAUUGUCAACUUCGUUCAUGUUCACAGUUUUAGCAUCAUAGCCAACCAUUUUUGUUGUUGUUGUUGAUGGUGUGUAACCCUUUGCCUGAGUCAUAGGCAGAGUGCCACAUUUUUUUGUUGGAAAAUCUUUGUAUCACUGUUAAUAAAUGUUUUACUAGUUUAUUUAAUUGGCUAGCACCUGCUUCAGAAGAGGCCAGCUUGGGAGGAAUUUUCUUGACAUUAUUUUUAAUUUGUAUCUUGACUUUUGCAGGUGAACUAAUGUCAUUUUUAAUUGUUGCUGGAGGCGUUUUGUCAAAGGAUUCCUUUUUGGCUUCUUCAUCUUCGUCAUCUGCCUUAUCUUGUUCAUAAGUAUCCCUGAUAUUUCUGUAGCUUUAGAAGCAUUUGCAUCUAUGAUUUCUUAUUCACGUCAUGAUUUCUUCAAUCCUACUUUUCCUUUCUCAUCUUUCCAGCAGGUUCUCUCCUGAAGGAAGUUCUGAGCAUUGCUUUGAGUCACCACCAUUAUCGAAGUUGGGAUCUAGUAAGUAUGUAGCAGUUCAUCAAACUUAUAUGACUCUGAACCCAGUUUGAACAUGUGUAUGGUGGUGGUGGGUGGGUUCCAGCAACUCUCUGGAUACUAGCUGUGUAGCCUAUAAUUCAACUCAAUUCUGACACUUUCUUCCCAGGAACAGCAUUGGAUUCCACAGGUUAAGUGCUCAGUCCCACAACACUGCACAAUCUCCCAUCCUUCAGACACCAACCACAAGCCCAGUUCACCAACCUGUGCUUCUGACUCAUGGGCUAUAGGUUAGAAGUACCCAUGACCCCUGAAGGCUCACAGAACACAAAGAAAUGUAUUACUUACUAGAUCAUUGGUUUAUUAUAAAAGAAGGUAGCUCAAGAACAGCCAAGAUGGAGGAGAUGCAUAAGGUGAGGCAUGAGGUAAGGUCAUGGAGCUUCCAUGCCCUCCCAGAGGGUGCCACUUCUGACCCAAAGCUUGUCUUUGUAGAGGCACUGAUUUGAUCCGUAGCCCAGAAUCUCUUAUGUGUUCACCAACCCAGAAGCUCUCUGAAGCCCCUCCUCUUGGGGUUUUAUGGAGGCUUCGUUACAUAGGCGUGACACACCAUUGGCCAUUGGCAAUUUUUUUUCUUUUUGCAGCAUAUGGAAGUUCCAGGGCCAGGGUUCGAAUCUGAGCUGGAGCUGCAACCUAUGCCACAGCUGCAGCAACAAUGAAUCCUUAACCCAUUGCAUUGGGCUGGGGAUCAAAUCCGUGCCUCCACAAAGACAAGCUUUAACUCACUGCACCAGAGAGGGAGCUCCUGGCCACUGGCAAUUGAUGCAACUUCCAGCCCUUCUGUCCUACCCAGAGGUGGGGGGAGAGAUGGGACUGGAAAUUCCAAGCUUCUACUCACCUGUAGUUCCUCCGGUGACCGCCCCCAUCCUUAGGUGCUUUCCCAAAGUCACCUUACUAACAUAACACAAAACUUUUACCGUUCUCUUGAAUUCCAAGGGUUUUAGGAGCUCCAUGCCAGAAAUGGGAUGAAGACCAAAUAUAUGUUUCUAAUUAUAAAUCACAAUACUAUUCUCUCUACUUUAGCAUAUGUUUGAAAUUUUUCAUUAAAAAAUUUAUAAAAUUCAUAUAUCAACACCUGACACUUCAUUAUACCUACCAAUUUCUCCCCAAGCAUUUACAUACAUAUUUGUAAUAUGUAUUUUUAUUAUAAAUUAACCUCAUCUUAUUUACCCUUCAUACUACGGUUAGGGCAUUAGAUUUUUCUAUUUUUUAGUUAGGGCAUUAUAUUGAUACUUUUAAUGACGCAUGCAGGCAGGUUGCAUUAUAUAUGUAUUUCAUUUGAUGAUAUUUAACAUUAUUAUAAAAUGGGAAUGUGGAGUCCGAUAGGGAGGACAGCUGCUAAUCUAAG